Molecule: messenger RNA, 810 nt
Organism: Protopolystoma xenopodis
Lineage: Eukaryota; Metazoa; Platyhelminthes; Monogenea; Polystomatidea; Polystomatidae
Source: the annotation of a GenBank genome assembly
AUGCGCGGCGACGCAGUGCGCAUUGUACUACGCGCCUGGAUCUGGUCGGACAGCCUCUUCCGACACAAGAUCUCCGACGUGGCCAUCGUCAGCCAAGCGGUCGCCAUUCUACCCGCCAAUGCGUUCGGCCUCGUCGUUCACCCUUUCCAUCCACUCCAUCCGACUUCUGGUCCUGUCCUUUCGGACGCGAAUGCUUCAGCCACGGCUACAGACCGACCGAGACUGUCCAUCUCGACAAACUUCGUCUUCGAGGGCAUCAAAGUGCUCAUCAUCCGACAGUUGCCCAUUUGGCCGAUCAUCCUCGGCGCUCUACUCGGCCUGGCUCUGCUCGCCUGCAUCGUGGUCGGCAUGUGGCGCUGCGGAUUCUUCCGUCGCAAGCGAUGGUACACCAGUCAGCCGGGCUCCGGACCCGUACUGGCUGGUGCAGGCGGAGCUGGGCCAACCUCGACUCCCGGUCCCGGUCCCGGUCCCGCUUCAAACCCUGGCCAGGGCGCGGGCUCGAGUCACGUCGUGGCGACGCGCAACGGACUCGGCCGGGAGCCGAACCGAGGCGAGAUGCAGACCAGGUCGAGUAUGGACUCGAACAUUGGCAUGGGCAUGAACAUGGGCCCGAAGCCGCUCUAUUAUGGCGGCCAACAACAGUAUCCGAGUCAGCGCGAUCUGCCCACUCCAUACCACCAUGGUCUGUCAAGUUAUGGCCAUCCAGUCACGAUGGAUCCACCCACAACCCUCGAUCCCGGCUACUACAUGGCCGGAACUCCGAUAAAUAUGCGACAUUACGGCACAACUGAAGGACCCACAAUGCUCUAG